GCCUUUACGCAAGCAGGAUGUCCACAGUUUGCGAAUAAUUACUCCAACCAGCAAAAUUCCGGAGAGAAAAUAACCACGUUUUAGUGCUUCCAGUAUUGUGGAUACUAACACAGGCCCACAAAGUGAAAGUGGAUUUGGAUUGAGAGAACAGAAGCCACGUUCUUCAGAUAACCUGUGAUGGAAGAGCAGCGGGAUCUAAACAGUACGGAUAGCAGCGAGGGGGAAAGCGUCUCACCGUCUCCCAGCCUUCCCUCGCCACCCAUACGGCCUCUGCAGGUCGCCCAGCAGGCCCACAGAACAACCAACUUUUUCAUCGACAACAUUUUGCGGCCGGACUUUGGCUGCAAGAAGGAACAUGGCCUGGUCCCGCGGGAGAGGGCGCAGACCUCCGGCCGGGAGCGCGUACACUCGGUGGUAAGCAGGCCGAGCCUUCCCGGGACACCGUGCCAGGACUCCAACUGCAGCACUGACAGCACUUCGUCCUCUGCCUCCUCCACCUCUUUGGCGAGUCCCAAAAACAGCAAGGGCAGUGGCGGAGGAACCGCAGCCACCGCUGUUUCUACCGGGAGUAGCGGUGUGAAAGCCGAGGAGAGGACUGGCGGCGGGGCCGGGGAGAACACCGCCUCCUCGCUGGUGGUGCUGACUGGCACCGGUGCACCCACACCGGAGACCCAGCCGCUGCUCUGGCCGGCUUGGGUCUACUGCACCCGGUACUCGGACAGGCCCUCAUCUGGUCCAAGGACACGGAAACUGAAAAAGUCGAAAAGUGGCAAAGAGGACAAGCGGCCGCGCACAGCCUUCACGGCCGAGCAGCUGCAGAGACUGAAGACGGAGUUCCAGGUGAACCGCUACAUCACGGAGCAGCGGCGGCAGUCUCUGGCCCAGGAGCUCAACCUCAACGAGUCCCAGAUCAAAAUCUGGUUUCAGAACAAACGGGCCAAAAUCAAAAAGGCCAGUGGCUUCAAGAAUGGUCUGGCGCUGCAGCUGAUGGCGCAGGGACUGUACAACCAUUCCACCACCACCAUCCAGGAGGACAAGGAGGACAGCGACUGAAGAGCUCGGCUCCUCAGCACACCAUAUACGUUGUAAAUAUCUAAUAUCUAAUAUAAUGAUGACGAGAAGGGGGCUGAGCGGAUCUUCUUCAUCUCCUUCUCCUCUUCAAAAGUGACUACACAGCAGAACAGACUGCAGAC
Molecule: messenger RNA, 1193 nt
Organism: Micropterus dolomieu (smallmouth bass)
Lineage: Eukaryota; Metazoa; Chordata; Actinopteri; Centrarchiformes; Centrarchidae
Product: homeobox protein engrailed-1-B-like
Exons: 2
Coding region: 178-1053 (291 amino acids)
Biological process (GO): regulation of transcription by RNA polymerase II; multicellular organism development; neuron differentiation
Cellular component (GO): nucleus
Molecular function (GO): DNA-binding transcription factor activity, RNA polymerase II-specific; RNA polymerase II cis-regulatory region sequence-specific DNA binding
Source: RefSeq, a predicted model, not a curated record